UUGGCAUCGGAUUUUAUAAAAGGCCUGUUUGCGCAUGCGUGCUCCUAUAUUUCCGGAAAUACUGGACGAUUAAUAAUUUACAUCCAAAUAUCCACGAAUUUAAUAAUAUUGAUAGUCGAUAUACGUGAAAAAGCCGGCAUUAUGCAGACAAUUAAGUGUGUGGUGGUGGGAGACGGUGCUGUGGGUAAAACGUGUCUCCUUAUUUCAUAUACUACAAACAAAUUCCCAUCAGAAUAUGUUCCAACAGUGUUUGACAACUAUGCUGUAACAGUGAUGAUUGGUGGGGAGCCCUACACCCUGGGUCUGUUCGACACAGCAGGUCAGGAGGACUAUGACAGACUUCGACCGCUCAGCUACCCACAGACUGAUGUUUUCCUAGUCUGCUUCUCAGUUGUGUCUCCCUCUUCAUUUGAAAAUGUCAAAGAAAAGUGGGUACCAGAGAUCACCCACCACUGUCAACGGACCCCGUUCCUGUUGGUGGGCACACAGUCUGACCUACGGGACGACGCCUCCACUAUAGAGAAGCUCACCAAGAACAGACAGAAGCCCGUCUCGCAAGAGUACGGCGAGAGGUUGGCACGUGAAUUGCGUGCAGUCAAAUACGUGGAGUGUUCAGCUCUCACGCAGAAAGGACUCAAGAAUGUGUUUGAUGAGGCCAUUCUGGCUGCCCUGGAGCCGCCAGAGCCCCAGAAGAAGAGGAAGUGCACGCUCCUUUAACUGCUUCAACUCUCAUAGACUCACUCUUGUACACCUCUAUGUCUAGAGGCCUUGGCAAUCUAACAGCUGGCCACUCUUGGAAAUCAUUGCAUACAAAGACAAAAAAUCUUGUGUGGGCGAAUUAGGCAUUAUAAACAAUAUUGUUAGAACAAGACAAAUUAGUGUUUAAGUAAAAAAGAAGUUAGCCAAAUUGACCUGAAGAGUUGUUAGUUUGAUUUGUUUGGCCACUUUCUACUGUGAAUGCACUAUUCUAUGACUUCUGUCAUUUUGUUUGCCACAUGUUAAUAAUUUUGUUUGUUUUUUAAACCAUCAUCGUUUUUAUAAUACAGUAAAAUUUUAAAUUAUUAAAUAAUUAAAAUGUAUUUGGAAUUUAAUAGGUUAACAUUUGUUGUUUAUUUGUUUAAAACUUUUCAUUCAGCUUAGGUUAUAGAUGCUCAUUGAAUAAGAAAACACACAAGACAGAACAUGGUAUCGCAUAGUCAAGCAUGCACGAGUCGCUCUGUGUCAUAAGUCGUAUGCAUUUUCUUUGUAUCUAUGCUUAAAGUAGUAAUAUGGAGGAUAAUAUGUCUUUGCUUUUUUUUUACAUAUGUGACAUCCUUAGAGUGAGCCAGUUUUCAAUGUUAAAGGAAUGUGGUAUCUUAAAUAUUUAAAAAUACAGAAAUGGAAAGCAUUAUUUGUUAAAUUUGAAUCUUAAUCGAAAAAUUAUAAAAUAAAAACAUUUGAGGAUUGGUAUGUGUAUGUUCAGUACCAAAAUUACUUUUAACACUUACAUGUUCAUUAUAUAAUGCAGUUUAUUUCUAUGUAAAAAUGAGUGUAUAUAUGUUAGUCAUAUAACUGACAUGAUAUUUUCUGAUUGCAUCUCAUCCUUCUCUUGUAUUAUCUGUGUCCACUUUCAACGUUGCAUUUCUAUACAUACUACUUCUUAAAUGUCCUUUCUUCAUAAGGGGUCACAAGAGGUGUUGGCACAUUGAUUAUGCAUGAUGUAUAUAGUAUGUACCACAAUCUUAAUGAUAGCCUAGUUUAAAAAUACUCUUGUUAGUUAAUGAAAGCAUUUUGAUUUAUUUGGAAUAACAAAUAGUAAAAUGAUCAGUUGUUUGUUGAAGCCAAUUUUAAGUUUCAAUACAUUGUUGUUUAUUUGGAACUGAGACUGUACUUUUACUUUGUUUAUCAUAGCAACGUUUGUCCAACUUGUCACAUAGCAGCUACCUGCCUGGAUUUGUAUGCCAGAAAAUGUUUGUAAUCCAUUAAAGAGGUAGAGAUUGUACAUCACUGGAUCGAACAAUUGUUUCAUUUUCGUGUCAUUUUGGAUUCAAUUGUUAUAUUGUGGUUUGACCUUUCACCAGUUCAUUUCUCUGAAGAUAUUUCAUGAACGUUUGUUGUACACAGGAAUGGAAGAUUGUAUGAAGUAAGUGCUUAUUAUGAACAGUAGGCCCCCUCAGUCAUAUUCCACAAGCUAUUAUUACUGAUAUUUAAACCCUGCAUGUGUUUGAAGAUUUAGUUAGACGGUAGUGCUUUAAGAUGUAUGUAUGUGUAUGCAAAACAGUUGUGCAUUAUUUAAGUCUGCCGUUGGACUAAUGUUUAUUAUGCGAUAUAACCUGAGGUGUAGCGUAUAAUGUUUAACUUUAAAAUAUAUGUUGCUGUUUAUUCUCUUUUUCUUUAGGAAUAAUGUUUUUAUGUAAAAAAAACUGUGUGAAGAAUUUUUCAUUGGUUAUAACGUGUAUGUUCAUGUAGUAAGACUUUAUAUUCGAAGUGAUAGAUUUAUAAAGAGCUGCCUUUCAAGGUAAUUAUGUUCCUGUUUUUAGUUGAUAGUAUUUAUUAGUAAUGAUUUUCACCAUCAUCAUACAAUCCAAAUAAAAUAACAGUUCUUUAAGCAUAUUUCUGAGUUACUUCCCUUGUAUUUAUUUUUCGUAGAUUGAUAGUAAGUUAUACAGUCCCUAUCAAUGGAAGUUAUUUCUCUAAGCAAGUUAAGCUGAUUGAACAAAAAAAGAGAUUUUUCAUGCCACAUUUUUACUGCAUUUGGAUUCUUAUUCUGGGAAACCAGUUUUUAUGACUAGCAGACAACUGUAUUUUGUGUUAUUUCAUGGCAACCCUUUUUGGUAUACAUGUAUCUUUAUUUGUUCAUACACCCAUUCAUGCUUCUAAAUAUUAUUCUGUACAUUUUCUUAACAAUAAAUAAUCAUAACAUAUA
Messenger RNA from Dreissena polymorpha, 2905 nucleotides. Its product is annotated as cdc42 homolog. Bases 142 to 717 code for a protein of 191 amino acids. The record is from RefSeq and is a predicted model, not a curated record. The transcript is spliced from 5 exons. Gene Ontology annotation, biological process: small GTPase-mediated signal transduction. NCBI's taxonomy places the organism in Eukaryota, Metazoa, Mollusca, Bivalvia, Myida, Dreissenidae. Gene Ontology annotation, molecular function: GTPase activity; GTP binding.